CACAACGGCCCAUGAGCGUCGCAUUCUCGGAGCCUACCAACCUCCACAUCACCGGCGAGCACAUCACCCAGCGCCGUGGAAACCGCCGUAGCCGAAGAGGGCAAGGAAAAACAAAGCCUACACGCCCAAUCUCACGUCUCGCCGGCGGCCGCCACCGUCACCACCAUGAUCAGCAUCCUCGCACAGGAGCGCCUCCUCGGAUUCGCCCUGGGCUCCGUCUCCAUGGGCGGCUUCGUCCUCCACCAGCGCCGCGCCAUCUACCGCUCCCUCGCCGAAGCCGACGGAUCGUCUUACUUCUACCAGCCUGGUGAGAUCAUCAGUCGAAAAAGUUCACCUGAACUGGCUCGUGUAUGGAACAAGGCGGUGGACGAGACUCUUGGACGACUUGUUGUAUACCUUAGCUCUCGUGGGUGGUGAUUCAAGCACCUUGUUGAACAUGACAGGUGAAGAAGUGCGCAGGGCGGCUUGUGACCGUUUUUACGCCGUUGUGCUCAAAUGCCAGGAAUGUACUCAACAUUUCUCUAUACCCUGAGUUGAACGCCUUUUGUAUUAAAAGGUUCUCCAAUGACCUAUUUAUUGCGAACAAAGUUGAUUUUGCUACACUGCACAUGUUCCCCAAACAAGGAUCUAGAUGUGACUUCAGGGUGAAUGCUCUAGGCCUGCUAAAGGGAUGGUUUCUCUUACUAUUAUAAAUAUACUAUAUUUAUCAUUG
Setaria italica (foxtail millet) is the source of this 712-nucleotide messenger RNA. RefSeq lists its product as uncharacterized. The transcript is spliced from 3 exons. Lineage: Eukaryota; Viridiplantae; Streptophyta; Magnoliopsida; Poales; Poaceae. Bases 166 to 417 code for a protein of 83 amino acids. The record is from RefSeq and is a predicted model, not a curated record.